Messenger RNA from Acaulospora morrowiae, 128 nucleotides. The record is from the annotation of a GenBank genome assembly. NCBI's taxonomy places the organism in Eukaryota, Fungi, Glomeromycota, Glomeromycetes, Diversisporales, Acaulosporaceae.
GUUAUCUAUAUUUCCAUACCACACCAUCUGCCAAGAACUUUUAUAAAGAGACAGUAUCUCGUGUAAAAAAUCUUCACAUAGCCGAUUGCUUGUAUGCCAACAAGUUGACAAUGGCUUGGGAUCUUGAG